GGUAUUAGUGGCAUCCCUCGUAAUUUUUCCUAAACUCUCUGCUUAUGUCAAAAAAUAACCCUUCUGUUGAGCAUUUUAGAAGAGAAGAGAAGAGAAGAGAAAAAUAGAAUCCCACAAAACCGAGAAAACAAAAGCUCAUCAAGUUUCAACUCAAAGUUGCAAGUGACUCACAAACCUCUCUCAAUUUUUUCUUUUUUUUUCUGUCUGCUUUUUUUGAGUAAUUUCCCCACUUGUUGUGUCUGCAAGUGAAACACAAAUGGAGCAAACUUUGGCCAUCGUCAAGCUUGAAGCUUGUGGUAUUAUCUAGGAGAAAAAAGUUCCUUUUUUCUUCUUUUGUUUAACUUGGUUCAGUAGUAUUUGUUAAAAGAUAACAAAAGGGUUGAUGGGGAGAGGUUGCAGGAAGAUGAUAGCAGGAAAUUUGGAUCCAGAAAGAAAAAGAAGCGGUGGGUUGAGAACCAAGCAGGCUGGUAGAGGCUCUUGUAGAGGAAGUUAGCUUUAGUUGCUCCUUUUUUCAUGUUUCUUCAGUGUGGGAUAUUAUAAAAAUUGCACCUUGAGUUGUUUUUUUGUUGGCUUCUUUGCCUCAAUAUUAUAUAUAUGAUCUUUGAGAAGAAGAGGAUAAAAGGAGAAGAGUGAUGGGUGGUUUGUUGAAAGAAACUUUGAAGUCACUUUGUGGGGUGAACCAGUGGUCUUAUGCUGUCUUUUGUAAGAUCGGCUGCCAGAAUUCUAAGUUACUAAUUUGGGAGGAAUGUUACUAUGAACCUGCACCGUCCUGGGUCCCUCCAUGCAUUGCCGGACUUCAGAAUCCCGAAUUGUCAUUCCGAGAGCAGGAGGGAUGCUGGCAUUCGGAAAGUUCUUCUCAAUUUGGGAGUCGAACAUGGGACGAUAAAGUCCAUUUGCUGAUAAACAAAACGAUGACUAAUAAUCGCUUUAAUAUAGUUGGGCAAGGAUUAGUUGGCCAAGCGGCAUUUACUGGUAAGCAUCAGUGGAUUCUUGCAGAUAAUUACACUACAGAUGCCCACCCCCCAGAGGUUCUAAAUGAGGUCCACCUCCAAUUUUCAGCUGGCAUGCAGACUGUUGCAGUUAUUCCUGUUCAUCCUCAUGGGGUUCUUCAGCUCGGUUCUUCCACGACUAUUAUGGAGAACAUGGGAUUUCUGAACGAUGUGAAGAGAUUAAUUCUCGGUUUGGGAUGCAUCCCUGGAGCUCUUCUCUCUAACAGCUACAGAGCAAAUGAAUGCAUUGGGAAAACCAGGAUUCCCAUUUCCUUAGAAAAUCCCAUUGCAAUGGAUUCAGCUGGAAUUUUUAGGCCUGCAAAUUCCAUGACUUUAGUUUCUGAUGGCUGUAACCAACAAAGCAAUUCAUCUCAGGCUUCCAUGGUUAUGGGCCAAUCAUCUUCCCUGAUCAAACAUAUUCAAGAAACCUCCCAGGCUAGACCUCAUGAUGAUCACUGUGAAUCAAAAAUCAGCCCAGAGAUGAAGCCAAACCUGAAUUUUAGAAGUCAAAUGGAAUCUGGAGUUUUCGGUGCUGAAGUAAUUCACUCCAACUCGGCUUUGUGGCUGAACCCUCAAGUUUCUUUUUGCAACUCAAGUUCUAGGUUCAACUGUCUGCCCAUGAUUGGUCAACCAAUUGCCAGUCAUAGCAGCAUAAAAUCAAUGGAGCAACAGGUUUUAUCAGAUGUCCUACGGAAUCAUGUUGACAAUAACAUUACUGCACCAAAUAGUCAAGUGAAUCCAAAAUCAAUCCCAGGCAUUGUUACAAAAUUGCAAAACCUAGAAGUUGUUACUUCUUGCACACGAUUAGCGGGGAACAUGGUUCAGCAAGUUGGUUCGUCUACGGUGGAGGUUCCUUUAUCCAUCCUGACAGAUCAGUUAACGACUAGUAUGCUUUCAGGACUUCCAAAUCGAGGACACAACUUUGAGAAACUUGUGUGUAUUCCAAAGAAGAAAAGUACAGAUAAUGAUUUGUUUGAAGCACUGAGGAUCCCGCUUCCCCAUGCUGAUGAUGGCAUGCCUUUUCCUGAGCGACUUCCAAGUGCUUUUCAUGAUAUUGUGAAGCAUGAAAGUGGAAGUUCGAGUACUAGAUCCUUGAAUGUUAACUAUGGAGAUGCAUACGUCCAGCCUCCACCAGGAGAUGACUUGUUUGAUGUAUUGGGGGCAGAUUUAAAGAAUAAAUUGCUUGGCAGGAAAUGUAACAAUGUUCUUGGCAAGGGACAAGAUUUGAACAUGCAAAAUGUGGGCAAGGAUACUUCAAUAUUUAAGGAUAUGCUCAAUUUGUUUUCUGAUCAUUGUUCUGCUGGUGAAGGGAUUUCCAACCGGGUUAUUUAUUCUGGGGUGGGUAAAGAUCAUCUUUUGGAUUCUGUGGUUUCUAGUGUCCAUUCUGCUGCAAAGCAGAUAUCAGAUGAUAACAUGUCCUGCAGGACAACAUUGACAAAGUUCAGUAAUGUAUCUGUUCCUAGUAGUUCCACUACCUUUGGUCUGGUUAACAUUUCCAACCAAGUUCGUGGGGAGUUACUAGGUGAUCUUCCUAAGUCUCCGUUGAAGGGAGGAACUCUUCCAUCCAUUUCUUGUCGAUCUGGCUGUAGCAAGGAUGAUGCUGGAACUUAUUCUCAGAUUACUUCAAUGUAUGGGUCUCAAAUCAGUUCAUUGGUUGAGCAGGGUCAUAAUUCAAGGCAUGGUACGAGUGUUGCUACUGCAGACUCGAAAAGGAACAAUGAUACAACUAAACCAAAUUGCAAAAGACUAAAACCUGGAGAGAACUCUCGACUCAGGCCAAAAGAUCGCCAGAUGAUUCAAGAUCGAGUGAAGGAUUUGAGGGAAAUUGUACCAAAUGGAGCGAAAUGUAGCAUAGAUGCUCUUCUUGAAAAAACCAUCAAGCAUAUGCUUUUCCUACAAAGUGUUACGAAACAUGCAGACAAGUUAAAACAAACAGGAGAGUCUAAGAUAAAGGAGAACUUUGAGGGAGGUGCGACAUGGGCAUUUGAGGUCGGCUCACAAUCUAUGCUGUGCCCUAUUGUGGUUGAGGAUCUCAAUAUACCUCGUCAGAUGCUUGUAGAGAUGCUUUGCGAAGAACGGGGUUUCUUCCUGGAAAUAGCCGACUUUAUCAGAGGGUUGGGAUUGACCAUCUUGAAGGGAGUUAUGGAAACUAGGAGUGACAAGAUCUGGGCACGUUUCACUGUGGAGGCAAACAGGGAUGUUACGAGGGUGGAGAUAUUUAUGUCACUUGUUCGUCUUCUGGAGCAAACUGCAAAGGGCAACAGCGCUUCAUCUGCCAAUGCGUUCAAUAGCAACAUGGUGGUUCGACACUCGUUUCCUGAAGCUGCAUACAUACCCGCGACCGGUAGGGCCAGUAGUUUACAGUGAACCACCUUGCUCCCCGGUAUUCCGGUUUGUAGACAUGUUAAGAGCGGGCCCUAUAUUUGCUUGCCGUGACUAACAUACAGUCUCUAGAUUCGGUGGUUCGGACCUCGACUAACCUCUUUUUCGCUGACCUUGCCCUCGUGGGCGGGAUUUGUUUAGGUAAUGAAAACUUGUCCAGAGCUUUUAAAUGGCAUGUAUUCGGAUUUUGCUGGACCAUUUGAUGAAUUUUAUCGUUUCGUGUAAUCGUAUUGUGUUCAUAAUAUGCACGGGUUUGCCAGCAGCUAAGGGACUGCAUUUUGAUUUUCUGCUAA
Molecule: messenger RNA, 3664 nt
Organism: Hibiscus syriacus
Lineage: Eukaryota; Viridiplantae; Streptophyta; Magnoliopsida; Malvales; Malvaceae
Product: transcription factor LHW-like
Exons: 10
Coding region: 633-3356 (907 amino acids)
Biological process (GO): regulation of DNA-templated transcription
Molecular function (GO): protein dimerization activity; DNA-binding transcription factor activity
Source: RefSeq, a predicted model, not a curated record